UAGUUUUGAAGAAUUUAAUCACGAAGAAAGUUACAAUCAAGUGAUUUUUUAAGUAAACUUAUUUAUCUACAUUGAAAAAUUAUUUUUAGAAGAUAGAAUGAUUCUUUGGGGAAUUUUAUCACAAAAAAAGUUAGGCUCCUUUGAACAUUACUUGACCGUUAUAUAUUCUGUAGAAGACACAAACAAGCGUGAUAAAAAGUGACAGUAGGUCAAGAGAGAUAAGACAUACUUGAGUGAUUCAUAAGUUCUCGAGAUCUGUGUCACUUUACUCGGUUAAGAUGUGCAAGCGAGGCAAGCAGUUCUGCGAAAUGAAGACAAUCGCGCUUUCGAUCAUUUUGAUCUCUGUGCAAAUUCUUCAAGUAGUACCUCUCGCGGUUGCACAGUCAAAAAUUCGUGGCAGUUGAUUCGUUCGAGAAGCGUGGAUGAAUCAUUUUGCAUUAACGCCUCGAAUGACUGACGUAACAUCUCAUCUGCACUACUUCUGAAUUACAAUGGAUCAAUCGACACUCGGCUAAAUUGCGAAGCCCGUCAUCGGGCUUGCUUUAUGAGAAGGCAGAAAAAAGGAGAGAAAAACAGAAACACGACCGAAAUAGACGAUGAUCGGACGAGGCAAUUGACGUUAAUUUCUGAAAAACUGAAAUAAUUAAUCUUCAUUUGCGUUAACGUUUUUCGUCUGUCUAUCCUCGCUGAGCAAGUCGCCGUUGUGAAGGACUAGCGCCAUGAAUCAAAUUAAAGCACACAGAAGCCCGCACCCACCAUAUGUUUCUCACUUGCGGGCUAAUAUCUCGCGCAAACAAUGUAAAUAAACCGCUAAGACGCGUUAUCCGGCAUAUAAAAAUGAAGCGACGGCCGGGCGUGAUCCUCAGUACGUAAGAUCCACGGCGGUAGUGACGGUGGCAGUUCGGGAUCGCGUUGUAAUUAUUCCGGCGAUUACCUUCGUACAAUAAAGACUACCGUGAAGCGCUUCCUGAAUCGCUCGCCUGAUGCGCGUUAAUUCCAUCUCGAGAGUCGCGAGUUUAUUAUUGCGUCGCGCUGUUGCCCGCACCUAGCGCGGAUGUAACGUUGCAAAGUCCCCUCGAUCAGACUACUAAAGGUCAGUUGCACCCAUGACUUUGAUUGACUAAUUAUGAGCGGUGAUCUCUCGCCUUCGUUUCUGGAUCAUAGCUUCAAAGAGAAAAGAAGGGAUCAGAAAUUUUCAGUCAGAAAAAUUAGAAAAAUUAGAACACUGAAUGGAAUACAUAUGAAGAGUUGCACACAUAUAUAGGAAAAUUUAAAAAUCUAUAGCAUACAUUGGACAAUAAAUUAUGUAUAAAUUAUUUAUGUUCCACGAAUGGUUUCACUUCUCUCGAGUUAAUUAGUGUAACAAGUGAUAUUGAUUCUAAUAGACAACGAAAACGGUCGUUGCUCUAAGCGGCUCUAGAGAGGCGUCUACUCAAUUUCCCAUCUGAGAGCAACUUGGAUGAUUUAGGAUCGAUCACGCUAUCAAUUAACGCCAACCGUCGUUGAUUAAAUUCCGUCAUCGUAUCACCUGCACCAGCAGCCAAGCGCUAUGAUCUAGAAAGGGACGAGGGUUAAGUUAGUUAAUCAACGACGUCGGUGAAAUUGACUCUCAAUUUGCCGCGUAUAGCUCUAAUCGACACGCUGCGACCUGCUCUAACGCGCGGACCAAGUUGCCGGAUCAGCCAGCGCGCGUGUCCAACGUGAAUUAAAGACGAUCGAAGCCACUGUAGUAUCCGGUGUAAUUUUCGAUGAAUUCGCGUCCACGGUGCCGUAGACGCGCGUACUCGCAACAAUAGAGACGCGACUGAGAGGACCGAAUAGAAGACUGAUUCAUCGCGCUCUAAGAUAAUCUCACAUUCAGAGCAACAUUCGAGCAGAAGUAAGAGAAGUACACUUGGCUUCAAUGUGACUUCAACACUUUCCCCCUCGAUGCAGUUUGGAACGUAGCCGAUAGUCCAAUGAGGGAAUUUAUUUUUGCCUAAUUCCCAGAAAUCGAGUUGUUUCAUUAGGCCAUUGGGAGUGUUCCAAACUGCGCCGAGAGGAAAACGUCCAAACCAUAUUGGGAAGCAAGUUAUGCAAACCGGCGUAAUAGCUAAGUAGAGUUACAUCAUUUUAGUGUCCCUCAUAAGAGAUACAUUAUUUGAGUCAAAAUUACUUUCGAUGUCAGUAUUCCAUCUAAUUCCUACUUUGAUAGCUCUGAAGUCUGUAUCAAUCUCUUUUGAUUUUAUUUGAUUUACUAGCUUUGCCGAAUAGUCUCUCUUUAGAACUGGCACUUUCUGUUAUUUAGAGAUUCUAAAUAGGACUUCAGUUUUCAUGCGUAUUAGACACAUUUUUCAAAAUAUACAAAUGUUAGAAGGUUCAGAAGGUAAAAUAGGGCUAAAAUUUUGGAUAUGCUCUAUAUAUUAUGCUCUAUAACUUUCUAUGUCAAGGCUAUUAUGUCAGUCUGUGUACACUCGUCACACAGGAAUAUAACAAAGAAAAAAUAAGAGAGAGAGAGAGAGAGAGAGAGAGAGAGAGAGAGAGAGAGGUGAAUUGUUCUCUUUGCGUCUAUGUACGUGGCAUCGACAAUCGCAUCUCAUCCGAAUUACACCGGUUAACCGAUCAUCCUGAUAUCAAAGCCUUGUUUCCUGAGCUGCGUAUUCUCUCGUAACAAGAGAGAGAGAGAGAGAGAGGGGAGAGGAAAAGGAGAGAUAGACCGAGGAAGAGAGCGAUGCGCUGCGCAUCUAAGCUGCUCGCGAAGCCGGCAGGUCUCGUAAUCCAGGGACUGCAAUUCCGGCGUAUCGUCCCAGAGGCGUUCGAGGAUGAUCUCUCUACGUGCACCAGCUUCGACGACGGGGACGCGGACGACCCGAGCGAUUAUCGGCAGCCCAGGAGGCCGCAUUGGGCGAACAAGGUGCAAUUCGUGCUGGCCUGCAUCGGCUACUCCGUCGGCCUCGGCAACGUCUGGAGAUUUCCUUAUUUGUGCUACAAAAGCGGCGGCGGUGUGUUCCUCGUGCCUUACUUUUUAAUACUCAUAGUAUGUGGAGUACCAUUGCUGUACAUGGAGCUCAGCAUCGGACAGUUCACUCGUCGCGGCCCGAUCGGCGCGCUGGGUCAAGUGUGUCCGUUAUUGAAAGGAGCUGGCUUAUCCUCGGUCGUGAUAUCGUUUCUGUUGUCAACCUACCACAAUGUGAUAAUAGCCUACGCAAUUUAUUACUUCUUUGCGGCAUUCCGUGCGGAGCAACCGUGGUCGCGUUGCGACAACUCGUGGAAUUCGCCGCGCUGUUGGCUGCCCAGUUAUGGAUCGAUCGAUAAUCGGACUCGACCGAAUUCGACGAGGACGCCGUCCGAGGAAUUCUUCGACAACAAGGUCCUGCAAAUUAGUAAUGGAAUCGAAGAACCGGGAGCUCUGAGAUGGGAGCUCGUGGCGUGCUUGAUUACCGCGUGGAUCAUGGUAUACUUCUCUAUUUGGAAAUCGAUUAAGUCGUCGGCGCAAGUGAGAUAUCUUACAGCGACUCUUCCCUUCCUUCUAAUCGUGGUCUUCCUUACACGUUCCCUCACACUGGAAGGUGCCGAGAAAGGUCUGCAGUUCUUCUUUCAUCCGCGCUGGGAAUUGCUGGGCGACGCUAAGGUCUGGAUAAACGCCGCGGCACAGGUCUUCAAUUCUGUGGGAAUCGCCUUCGGAUCGAUGAUAUGCUUCGCCAGUUACAACAGGUUCCAUAACACGAUCCUGGUGGACACUGUCGCCGUGUCGCUGAUAAACGCUUUCAGCAGUCUCUUGGUUGGGAUAUUCUCGUUUGCCACAAUCGGCAAUAUAGCGCUGGAGCAAAACACGUCCGUUGAAGAUGUCCUGACUGACGGACCUGGGCUGGUUUUCGUAAUCUAUCCGCAAGCGUUAGCCAAGAUGCCGGCUUCGCAGCUGUGGGCUGUGCUAUUCUUCUUCAUGCUGGUUUGCCUCUCGCUGAACAGUCAAUUCGCCGUAGUGGAGGUUGUCGUCACGUCGAUCCAGGACGGCUUCCCGAAUUGGGUGAAACGUCAUCUUCUCUGUCACGAGAUAUUGGUCCUGCUCAUAUGCGUCGUGUCGUUCCUGUUCGGGCUACCGAAUAUCACGCAGGGUGGUAUUUACUUUUUCCAACUGAUAGAUCACUAUGCCGCGUCCAUGUCCAUCAUGUUUUUGGCAUUCUUCGAGAUAAUCGCGAUCUCGUGGCUCUACGGCGUGCGCCGGCUCUGCAACAACGUCAAGGAGAUGACCGGACGUUUGCCCUCGGUGUACUUCCGCUUCUGUUGGUUCCUCGCCGCACCCCUCCUCAUAAUGGCUGUUUGGGUGUUCAGCCUAAUUGAUUAUGAGCCGCCAACCUACCACAAUGGCGAUUACGUUUAUCCAUGGUGGGCAGAGGCAAUCGGAUGGGGCAUCGCGUCUCUCUCCUUAAUUUGCAUUCCCGCUUUUGCUGUUUGCGUACUCGUCAGAGCGGAUGGCAUCACGUUUGCCGAGAGACUCAAGAAUUCCAUCAAACCGCACUUUGAAGCGUGUAAAGUGUGUGGGCAGGAGUACUGCAUAGAGCCCUUGCACAAUCUGGAGGACGACGUACAAAAGGAACCCCAAGUUGACAUGAACACUUCAAUACCGUUGAAUUCGCACUACCUGCUGAAGCCUCAGAUGUGAUAACGUAACGCGCAAGAACGUUCCAUUUUCUACGGUUAUACUUAAUCGUACCCACGAGCCGAGAUUUCAUGAAAGAGAGAAAGAGAGACAAAGAAUCGAAAAAAAGAGAUACGUACCGUCAGUCAUCACAGCAGCUGUCGCGAGACAACCGACAUUCCAUUAUUUAUAGCUCCUUAUAAAUACAGUAAUUAGUUGCGAAAGUCAUUAAUGUAAGAAAGUAUCCGUUACACUGAUGUUAUUACUUUUCACAAAGUAAUGAUAUUAAUACUCUUUGCGCCAUCAUCGUGUGAUAGACCAUAGACAAGCACUGAUUCGAGGUAGGAUUACAUUGUUGACAGUAAGUUUAAUAAAUUAUUAUGUAUCGCGUCCAAGAAAAGAAAUGUGUUUGCCUGCUUCUCCUUCCCCAUCUCAUAUCUUUUUUUACGAAAAUAAAAAAUAAUACAUUCAAAAAAUGUUCCUGCAGUCAGUGCAAAAAUUAUAUCUAAAAAUAAGAGCUAAAAUAGAUAUAAAUGACUAGCAAACACUGCAAUAUCGCGUGUAGUUUUGUAGUUAAUCAAUACAGAUAGCAGAGAAAAAUAGAAUUUUUAUCUGAACCACUUG
Molecule: messenger RNA, 5242 nt
Organism: Odontomachus brunneus
Lineage: Eukaryota; Metazoa; Arthropoda; Insecta; Hymenoptera; Formicidae
Gene: ine
Product: sodium- and chloride-dependent GABA transporter ine
Exons: 11
Coding region: 2711-4642 (643 amino acids)
Biological process (GO): sodium ion transmembrane transport
Cellular component (GO): membrane
Source: RefSeq, a predicted model, not a curated record